Molecule: messenger RNA, 807 nt
Organism: Pistacia vera
Lineage: Eukaryota; Viridiplantae; Streptophyta; Magnoliopsida; Sapindales; Anacardiaceae
Product: outer envelope pore protein 16-4, chloroplastic-like
Exons: 6
Coding region: 124-516 (130 amino acids)
Biological process (GO): protein insertion into mitochondrial inner membrane
Cellular component (GO): TIM22 mitochondrial import inner membrane insertion complex
Molecular function (GO): transmembrane protein transporter activity
Source: RefSeq, a predicted model, not a curated record
UGGCGGAAGCGUAGAAUACUAGAGUAUGGUACUUCCCGAAUAACACCAGUCUAUUACAAUCUUACCGAAAUUACCCCCACUUGCUUCUUAUGUUGUAGCUAGUAAAGUGACUGGAAAUGAGAUAUGGAAGAAGAUCUCAGCGACGCCGUUCCAUGCUCUUCCCUUACCGUUGAUUCCAUCCUUCGUGUCGGAACGGCUGGUGCAAUUUGGGGACUGUGUACAGGUCCACAAGAAGCUCGUAAAAGAAGUCUGACUGGCAUUCGAAGAGUUUCCUUUGUGACAAAAUCAAUUGGUAAAAUUGGCUUUCAAUGUGGACUUGUUGCUGGUGUCUUUACUAGUACCCGCUGUGGAAUUCAGAGAUACCGAAGACAGAAUGAUUGGAUAAAUGCUUUUAUUGCGGGUGGUGUGGCCGGAGCAUUAGCUGCUGCUGGGACACGGAGCUUGACGCAGGUCAUUGGCAUGGCUGGCCUGGUCUCUGCCUUCAGCGCUGCUGCUGACUACUCUAGAACAAACUGAAUAUCUCCUUGCAAAAGUCGGCAGAGGAGUAUUGAGGUGAUUCUCACCCAGUUGCUUCUUUUUGGAUUUAUCAUUAAUCUUCAUGCCUCUCUGUUUGGCUCUCUUUUUUCCUGCCGCUGCUUAUAUUGAAGUUUUCACCUGAGAUACUUGAUGUUGCCCUUAGCUUUAUGGAUACAAAACUAGAUAUAUUAUCCUGCUAGAAGUUGUGACCAGUAUAGACAUUUUUUCAAUUUUUAAUGUAAGAAUUGAAUUCACAUGGUAAAUAAAGCUAAUGCAAGUUUUACUUUGUCA